Messenger RNA from Hermetia illucens (black soldier fly), 1381 nucleotides. RefSeq lists its product as uncharacterized. Lineage: Eukaryota; Metazoa; Arthropoda; Insecta; Diptera; Stratiomyidae. The transcript has a single exon. Bases 75 to 1355 code for a protein of 426 amino acids. The record is from RefSeq and is a predicted model, not a curated record.
CCAUAGUUUGCUAUCCACUGCUACUGUGAGAUUCAAGUGUCAAAGUCUCGGUCGUUCUUUUCAUCUCGCACGAAAUGAGUAGCUCCGGUGAAGUUAAAGUUAGCUCCAGUGAUGUGCUCCAAAUUGUCCAAAGACAUUAUCGGGAGUUUGACGAGAAAAGUUUAAAAAUUCUUGGCUAUGAUUUUGUUCCAUUCUCCAAUGACACCCAAGGGUUCCUUUCGCAUCAACAGUACCUUUGCGUUUUGCUUAAGCAUCAAACUAAAGACGGUAUCUUCGAAGAAAAGUUAAAAUUCUUUGCAAAGUUGAUGCCGAUCUCUAGCGAAUCUCUUACCAGUUACAUAGAGGAUUUCAACGUAUUCGACAAAGAAGCGAAUGUGUACCGAGUUCUGUUCCCACGGCUGCAAGGAAUCAACUUGGGAACGGAAUUUGCAGCAAAAUGCUUCAUGGCUAGAAACGAUAUUUUAGUUUUUGAAAAUUUAGCUGAGAAACAGUUUCGUCUGGGCACGAUGCCAGGAUCAAUUCUGGACUUCCAUCAUCUUAAAGUUGCACUCAAAACAUUAGCGAGCAUUCAUUCAGCUUCUAUCAUACUGGAAAGCAGGAGCAAAAAAUCCCUAUUGGAGCUCUACCCACAAUGUUUGCAGGAAAAUGCAUACCCUGAAGACAAGAACAGCACGUGGGUCGGCUUUGUUAAACUUACCAUUAAAACUCUUAGUAGCUUCAUUUCUUUGAUUCCAAAGUACAGAGAUUCCCCUGAUCUGGAUAUACUUAUCAAAAAAUUCAAUAAAACCUUGGAUAGGAUUUUCAUUUUCGCAAGGAAAUCGGACAAAUACCGAAAUGUGGUGAAUCAUGGAGACUUAUGGGCGAACAAUCUACUCUUCCGAUAUGAUACUAAGGAUCCCAAUUCUCCCAAACCUAUAGAGUGCCGGCUAGUUGAUUUCCAGUUAGUUCGCUAUGCACCGCCAAUGCUGGAUGUUCUCACCAUUCUAACCAUACCGACAACAAGUGCAUUUCGGAAAAAUUAUCUUGAUAACCUGCUGGAAUUAUAUUACGAGUUCAUGAAAGAUUUUUUGAAGGAUCAUAACAUCAACAUCGAGGAAGAGAUCCCAAAGGAGCAGUUUAACGAUAGUGUUGAAUAUUUCAAACUGGCUGGACUGAUAGAAAGCUGUUUGUUCUCGCAUAUUACCCUUCUGCCACCGGAUAUUGCUGACAGUAUUCACCAGAACUCUGCAGAUUUUGCAAAAUUUGCCACCCGGGAUAAAUUUGAAAUCUGCAAAAAGGCAUUUGAAAGCAAUCAGGUGUACAGAGAAAGGAUGACUGAUAUGAUAAGUGAAAUUAUGGAUAAUUAUGUACUAUAAUAAAAACUAAAGAGAGUUGUCUUUCA